Messenger RNA from Cyanistes caeruleus (blue tit), 11419 nucleotides. Lineage: Eukaryota; Metazoa; Chordata; Aves; Passeriformes; Paridae. The record is from RefSeq and is a predicted model, not a curated record.
CAGCGCUGUGACAGACGCCUCCUGCCGAGGGGAGAGCCGCGAUUCCGAGGGCGCGUCCUCCCCGCCCGCCUGACACUCUCCCCCGCCGGACGCCGCUUUCCUCGGGAGCCGGAGCCCAAGGGAAGGAAGCAGAGGGCCGCCGCUCAUCUUCCCGGCUGACCAGGUCUUCCCGGAGUGGCGAGCGUGUGGAGCUGGCGCUGGAAGCCGUAGCCUGCGGUGAAGUGGCCAUGGCGAGUGAAGGCAGACAAGUUGUUCAGCCAACAGGUGAUGAUGGAGGAGGAGCGGGAAAAGAAGGAAAUGCUGCUGAAGGGGGAAGUGUGCUGCAGCCUUUGAAUCCAGGAGUCCCUAUCCGAGGCAUCAAGAUGAAAUUCGCUGUGCUGACAGGACUGGUGGAAGUUGGUGAAGUGUCCAACAGAGACAUAGUUGACACUGUGUUUAACCUGCUUGUUGGGGGCCAGUUUGACUUGGAAAUGAACUUUAUCAUCCAAGAAGGAGAGGGCAUCACCUCCAUGGUGGACUUACUGGAUAAGUGUGAUAUCACCUGCCAGGCUGAGGUUUGGAGCAUGUUUACAGCAAUACUGAAGAAAAGCAUACGGAAUCUCCAGGUCUGCACAGAAGUGGGGCUUGUGGAACAAGUGCUCAGGAGGAUUGAUAGAGCUGAAAACAUGAUUGCAGAUCUCUUAGUGGACAUGCUGGGUGUGUUGGCUAGCUAUAACCUGACAGUUCGAGAGCUGAAGUUAUUCUUCAGCAAGCUGCAAGGAGAAAAAGGGAGAUGGCCACCACAUGCUGGGAAGUUACUGUCUGUGUUAAAACACAUGCCUCAGAAGUAUGGACCUGAUGCCUUCUUCAACUUUCCAGGAAAAAGUGCUGCAGCUAUUGCCUUACCUCCUAUAGCCAAGUGGCCAUACCAGAAUGGAUUUACUUUCCACACUUGGCUAAGAAUGGAUCCUGUAAAUAAUAUUAAUGUGGAUAAGGAUAAGCCUUAUUUAUAUUGUUUUCGAACAAACAAAGGACUUGGUUAUUCUGCUCACUUUGUUGGAGGCUGCUUGAUUGUAACGUCCAUAAAAUCAAAGGGAAAAGGUUUCCAGCACUGUGUAAAAUUUGAUUUCAAGCCACAAAAGUGGUACAUGGUGACUAUAGUGCACAUCUAUAACCGCUGGAAGAACAGCGAACUCCGGUGUUAUGUGAACGGGGAACUGGCAUCUUAUGGGGAAAUAACGUGGUUUGUCAACACCAGUGAUACAUUUGACAAAUGUUUCCUGGGCUCUUCAGAAACAGCAGAUGCCAAUCGAGUGUUUUGUGGGCAGAUGACAUCUGUUUACCUUUUUAGUGAGGCUCUCAAUGCUGCUCAGAUCUUUGCCAUUUAUCAGCUUGGCCUGGGAUAUAAGGGAACGUUCAAGUUCAAGGCAGAAAGUGAUCUCUUCCUCGAUGAACAUCACAAAUUGUUGCUAUAUGAUGGCAAACUCUCCAGUGCUAUUGCUUUUAUGUACAAUCCAAGGGCUACAGAUGCACAGCUGUGUCUAGAGUCAUCCCCUAAGGAUAACCCUUCUAUUUUUGUUCAUUCACCACAUGCCCUCAUGCUGCAGGAUGUGAAAGCAGUCUUGACACACUCGAUCCAAAGUGCCCUGCACUCCAUUGGAGGAGUUCAGGUGCUUUUCCCUCUCUUUGCACAGUUGGACUAUAGGCAAUAUUCCUCAGACCACAUUGAUACAACUGUUUGUUCUACUUUACUGGCAUUCAUCAUGGAGUUGUUGAAGAACUCUAUUGCUAUGCAAGAACAGAUGCUUUCCUGUAAAGGUUUCCUUGUGAUAGGAUACAGCCUAGAAAAGUCUUCCAAAGCCCACGUUACCAGAGCUGUGCUAGAACUUUGCCUUGCCUUCUCGAAAUACCUGAGCAAUUUACACAAUGGGGUGCCCCUGCUAAAGCAGCUGUGUGAUCAUGUUCUCCUGAAUCCUGCAAUAUGGAUUCAUAUCCCAGCACAGGUUCAGCUGACCUUGUACACUUACCUGUCGACUGAGUUUGUUGCCACUGUUAACAUUUAUGGAGCAAUCCGGCGGGUUGGGACAGUUCUGUUGGUCAUGCACACCCUCAAGUAUUAUUACUGGGUGGUGAACCCUCAGGAUCGCAGUGGGAUAACUCCCAAGGGCAUAGAUGGGCCACGGCCUACUCAGAAGGAGAUUCUAUCCCUGCGAGCAUUUUUGCUGAUGUUCAUUAAACAGCUAGUGAUGAAGGACUAUGGAAUAAAAGAAGAUGAAUUACAGGCUAUCCUCAAUUACCUACUUACUAUACAUGAGGAUGACAAUCUAAUGGAUGUCCUGCAGUUGCUGGUUGCUCUGAUGUCAGAGCAUCCUGGUUCUAUGAUCCCUGCAUUUGAUCAGAGGAAUGGAUUACAGGUUGUCUACAAGCUUUUAGCAUCACAAAGUGAAGGCAUCAGGGUGCAAGCUCUGAAAGUGAUGGGAUAUUUCUUAAAGCAUCUUGCUCCGAAGAGAAAAGCUGAAGUCAUGCUUGGACAUGGAUUGUUCUCUUUGUUGGCUGAAAGGCUGAUGCUUCAGACAAGCUUAUUCACCAUGACCACGUACAAUGUCCUGUUUGAGAUUCUGACUGAACAGAUUUGCACUCAAGUAAUACAUAAACAACAUCCUGACCCAGAUUCAACGGUGAAGAUACAAAAUCCUCAGAUUUUGAAGGUUAUUGCAAUCCUGAUCCGUAAUUCUCCACAGUGUCCAGAAACUCUGGAGGUCCGGCGAGCCUUUCUCUCAGAUAUGAUUAAACUGUUUAAUAACAGCAGAGAAAACAGGAGGAGUUUGUUGCAGUGCUCUGUCUGGCAGGAGUGGAUGCUUUCCCUUUGUUGUUUUAAUCCAAAGACUUCUGAGGAGCAGAAGAUAACUGAGAUGGUGUACACCAUAUUUCGGAUUUUGCUGUACCACGCGAUAAAAUAUGAGUGGGGUGGCUGGCGUGUGUGGGUGGAUACACUGUCAAUCACACAUUCAAAGGUGACUUUUGAAAUGCACAAGGAGAGUCUUUCCCAAAUGUACAAGGAGUACCAAGGGAAAGGAGGUGAAGGGAGUGGAGUACAUUCUUCAACUCCAAUUAGAACAAUCUCUGGGAUUAGCAAAGAAGCUGAAACCAUGGGAAAACAACAAUCUCUGGAGUUAGAAGAAAAUGCUGCUGCUCAUUCUUGCAUUACUGCUGGUGAUACGCAGUGCAGAACUGAAAAAAAUGAGAAAGAAAACUCAUCAGAUGGUGGGCAACAAACUCAUUCAGUGUCUAAUCAUAAGGAGGAAUUAGAGGGGGAGGAUAUGGGUACUACAAAGGAUUUAAAAGCAGUGCCUUGUGUGGAAUUUUCUCCAGAACCAGAAACAGUGAAGGCCAGUGUGUCAGAAAUCAGUACUGGAAUAGCUGAAGCAAUUGAAGAUUUUAACAAAGCUGUUGAGCUUGUGGAAGAAACAGUUGCUGUCACUGCUGCCUCUUUAGCCAUGCAAACCCCUGUGGAAGGAGAAACUCCCACUAGUCCAGAAAGACUGGAAAAAUUAUCAGGAGAGGUGGAAGAUGAAGAUGACUUUGUUGAUUUGAAAGAUGAAAGUAGUUUGUCUUUACCUUCAGAAGAACUUGCAGAAAGAAACAAGGAAUGUGACUCUAAUGCAAGCGAAGUGACAAAGCAGGAAGAAACACCAGAGAAGCAACCUGAACCCGGGCGUUUAAAAUCUGAGGGUACUGAAAGUGUGGAUGAGAAGAAACAAGAGCUGACUUUGCCAGAGAUGGUGAGUUCUGCAGUUCCAGAAGUAGUAACUCAGCCAGAUUCAGCAGGAAAAAAGAAGCUGAAGGAAGGAAAUGUAAUUACUAGUGAAACCAAAACAACUGUGGAAAACGCAAAUGCACAUGUGGCAGAACCUGCUGGAGCCUCUGACAAAAGAAUUGCCAAGCUUGAUGUCUCCAGUGUUGCAUCAGAUACAGAAAGACUGGAGCUGAAAGCUAACAUGUGUCUAGAAGCACCUCUGCCCCCCAGAUCCAUGCCUGAGAGAUACCUCCUAACGGAUGCUCUUCAGUCUGCACCAUUCUUCCUUAAAGGAGGAAAACCAUUUUCUACAGCAACAUAUUCUACCCCCCUGCCCUCAAGACAGCAGGUUUCCUCAGGACAGGAGCUGGCUGCUCCAUCGGAUGGGCAGAGGAGGGACAUGAGGUCAGGUGUGUUCCGUAUUCCCGAGUUCAAGUGGUCACUGAUGCACCAGCGCCUGCUCACAGACCUGCUCUUCUCCAUAGAAACAGAUAUUCAGAUGUGGAGAAGCCAUUCUACAAAAACUGUGAUGGAUUUUGUGAAUAGCAGUGACAAUGUGGUGUUUGUGCACAACACAAUCCAUCUCAUCUCUCAAGUGAUGGACAACAUGAUCAUGGCCUGUGGUGGUAUCUUGCCAUUGCUUUCUGCUGCCACAUCUGCUACUCAUGAAUUGGAGAAUAUUGAGCCAACUCAAGGACUUUCAGUAGAAUCAUCUUUAACAUUUCUCCAGAGAUUAAUCAACCUUGUAGAUGUGCUAAUUUUUGCAAGCUCUCUUGGUUUCACUGAAAUUGAGUCUGAGAAAAAUAUGUCAUCUGGAGGAAUUCUGCGACAAUGUCUUCGUCUGGUGUGUGCAAUAGCAGUAAGAAAUUGCUUGGAGUGUCAGCAGCAUGCACAGAUAAAGCCUAUUGGAGACACUGGCAAGAAUAAAAAAGCAGUGCAAGGUUUUGUAGGAUCAGGAAAAUCUGCAGCAAAGAGUCCAGUGGACAUUGUGACUGGUGGCAUUUCUCCAAUAAGGGACCAUGACAGACUUCUGCAGGAUAUGGAUAUUAAUCGCCUCCGAGCAGUAGUGUUCAGAGAUAUAGAAGAUAGUAAACAGGCUCAGUUUUUGGCUUUGGCUGUUGUAUAUUUUAUUUCUGUGCUCAUGGUUUCGAAAUACAGAGAUAUACUGGAACCCCAGAAUGAAAGACGACCACCAAACCAAAGCCAGUCACUCAAGGAAUCAGAAAAUGAAAAUGAGACUCCUGCUGCAGUCGUGGAAAGCCCAUCUGUUGCUCUUGGUGCUUCAGCCUCUACUGAAGAUUCAGAAAGUACAGCAUCUAUGCAGAGAAGGGAUUCUGGUCUUGGGGAGGAAGCAGCUCCAGCACAAACAAACUGUUCAGGUGGUGCUGCUGAAGCAGGACCUCUGAGUGUCAGUGCAGGUCCAGAUGCAGUCAGUGAAGUCCUGUGCACGCUCUCGUUAGAAGUCAAUAAAUCUCAGGAGAGCGGAAGUGAGACAGGAACUGAAGAGAGUAAAUCUGUGGCUUCUGUGCCAGCUGCAAAAAAUGUCAAUGUGAAGGACAUCUUGAGAAGCCUGGUGAGCACACCAGCUGAUGGGACUGCAGUGGAUGCUGCUCUUCUGCCACCAACCUUCCUUGGAGUUCUUGGUGACGGAGCUGCUGAGCAGCCUGUGCAGUUCCAUUCCUUUGACAGGAGUGUUGUUGUACCUACGAAGAAAUCAAGCAUUUCAUCUUCUACAGCUUCUAUUGGUGCUCCUACAAAUGCUGUCAGUGUGGUUUCUUCUGUAGAUUCAUCCCAAGCCCCAGAUUUGUCAGGAGAAUCUCCUGGAAGGGGAUCAUCUAAUUCAAAAUUGCCAUCUGUUCCUGCAGUUUCUUCAGUGCCUGAGGAUUCUGUCUCCAAUAUGAGUAUUACAGACAGGCUUGAGCAUGCUUUGGAAAAAGCUGCCCCACUUCUGAGAGAGAUUUUUGUGGAUUUUGCUCCCUUUCUUUCUCGGACUCUUUUGGGCAGCCAUGGGCAGGAGUUGCUGAUAGAAGGUACAAGUCUUAUGUGCAUGAAACCUAGCAGUUCAGUUGUGGAGCUGGUGAUGCUCCUUUGCUCUCAGGAGUGGCAAAACUCUAUACAGAAAAAUGCUGGCCUGGCCUUUAUUGAGCUUGUCAAUGAAGGAAGGCUGCUGAGUCAAACCAUGAAGGAGCAUCUGGUACGAGUGGCUAAUGAAGCAGAAUUUAUCCUGAGCAGACAGAGGGCAGAGGAUAUUAACCGCCAUGCUGAAUUUGAGUCACUGUGUGCCCAGUACUCUGCAGACAAACGGGAAGAAGAAAAAAUGUGUCAUCAUUUGAUCAUGGCAGCCAAGUACCGGGACCAGGUGACUGCAACACAACUAAUACAAAAAAUCAUCAACAUCCUGACUGACAAGCAUGGAGCCUGGGGAAGCUCUGCACCAAGUCGUCCUCAUGAGUUCUGGCGCCUCGACUACUGGGAAGAUGACUUGCGGCGCCGGCGACGAUUUGUGCGUAACCCCCUCGGAUCGACACAUCCUGAAGCGACACUCAGGGCAGCCGGAGAACAUGGUCAGUGUAAAAUCUUCCUCCUGCCACCAGCAGCAGGUUACAGGAUGUGGUGGGAAAGGCUGGAUGUUCUUCCUUGUAGGAUGCUAGCAAAUGGUCCCAAAGCAAAGGCUCUUGGCUUUGCAUUUCAGGCGUGUUUUCCGUACAGAGAUAACCUGGCCGUUCCCUCACAGCAGCAGCAGCGCUGGUGUUUGCUCAGCCCCUUCUUUCCAUCUCAGCUGAGCUGGCACGUUGUGCAUACCUUGCAUACAACAAUUACAGCACAGCCCCAACCAGACAGAAGAAAAGUGGAUGCAAUUUUGCCAUUAAUCCAGGGACAGACUUCCCUUGUGAAUUACUGCAUACAUACAUGCAUGCAUAUGACCACACAAAUUGUGUGUGGGGAUAGAUUUUAUGCUGGAUGGGGGAUUAAAACAGUCGGUAACAUUUCCAUCAAGGCAAUAGAUGGAGUUCAGGACUUUGUGGCUGCAAGGGACCAGCAGGUGAUCAUCUCCAAUUUCGUGGCGGCAGUGCCGGAAGGCGAUGGGAGCGCUGCCGGGGCCGUGUGGGACGGGAAUGUCACUGCCCGGGCACGGCGGGGACACAUUCCCCGGCCCGGUGACCGUGUGCGGGGCGGAACAUGGCUCCAAGCGUGCUUGGCCACUUCCCUUCCAUCCCGAAAAUCCCAGCGUGAGCCCAGAAAUGGCCCGUGGGAGGCCGGGGUAGCGGGUGGCCGUGUCCCCUGGGAGCAGGUGCCAGCCGCCAUCCCGGGGCAGAUUGGCCCCCUCACGCCCUGGCAUGGAGGGGUGGGGGCUUUCCUGCCUCCCGAGCUCGGCUUGCCGCCAGCGGGAGCGGGAGGGAUGAGGGGCGGCAGCUCCAGCGCCGCUCCGGCUUGUCCCGGCUGCCGGGCUGUUCCCGGCGGGCCGCGGCAGGAGCAGCCCCGGUGCCGGGGACUGAGGGCCCGGGCCGCGGCAGGAGCAGCCCCGAUUCUGGCAUAUACAGAAGGACUCCACGGAAAAUGGCUCUUCUCAGAGAUUCGAUCUAUCUUUUCCCGACGUUACCUCUUGCAAAAUACAGCACUGGAGAUAUUCAUGGCAAAUAGAGUGGGUGUCAUGUUCAACUUCCCUGAUCAAGCAACAGUGAAGAAAGUGGUUAACUGUCUACCUCGGGUUGGUAUUGGUACCAUCUUUGGACUACCCCAGACCAGACGCAUUUCUUUGGCUAGUCCACGACAGAUCUUCAAAGCUUCCAAUAUGACUCAGCGGUGGCAACACCGAGAGAUUUCCAACUUUGAAUACUUGAUGUUUCUAAACACUAUAGCAGGUCGAACUUACAAUGAUUUGAAUCAGUACCCUGUCUUCCCUUGGGUUAUCACCAACUAUGAGUCAGAGGAAUUGGACCUCACACUUCCUAGCAACUUCAGGGAUUUGUCAAAGCCUAUUGGAGCUUUGAACCCAAAGAGAGCAGCAUUCUUUGCUGAGAGAUAUGAAUCAUGGGAAGAUGAUCAGGUCCCAAAAUUUCACUAUGGCACUCAUUAUUCUACAGCAAGUUUUGCACUCACGUGGUUGUUAAGGAUUGAACCCUUCACAACACUUUUCCUAAAUCUACAAGGUGGGAAGUUUGAUCAUGCAGAUAGGACAUUUUCGUCUAUUUCAAGAGCAUGGCGCAACAGUCAGCGUGACACUUCUGACAUCAAGGAAUUGAUUCCUGAAUUUUAUUACCUCCCAGAGAUAUUUGUCAACAGCAACAAUUACAAUCUGGGAGUGAUGGAUGAUGGAACAGUGGUGUCUGAUGUUGAACUUCCACCGUGGGCCAAAACCCCAGAAGAAUUUGUUCGCAUAAACAGGCUGGCAUUAGAAAGUGAGUUUGUUUCCUGCCAGCUUCACCAGUGGAUUGAUCUUAUUUUUGGCUACAAACAACAAGGACCAGAGGCUGUUAGGUCCCUGAAUGUAUUCUACUAUUUGACUUACGAAGGAGCUGUUAAUUUAAGUUCAAUAACGGAUUCUGUACUGAGAGAGGCUGUGGAAGCUCAAAUACGAAGUUUUGGACAGACCCCUUCCCAACUGCUCAUAGAACCACAUCCUCCAAGAAGUUCUGCCAUGCAGGUGUAUCUCCUCCUGCAGAGCCCCUUGAUGUUCACAGAGCAAGCCCAACAGGAUGUUAUCAUGGUCCUGAAGUUCCCGUCCAACUCCCCGGUCACUCACGUGGCUGCCAACACCCAGCCUGGCCUGACUACUCCUGCUGUGAUCACGGUCACUGCAAACAGGCUCUUUGCUGUGAACAAGUGGCACAGCCUCCCUGCUCAUCAAGGUGCUGUACAAGACCAGCCUUACCAGCUGCCAGUGGAAAUCGAUCCUCUCAUAGCCAGCAAUACAGGUAUGCACAGGAGGCAAAUCACUGACCUUUUAGACCAAAGCAUUCAGGUACAUUCCCAGUGUUUUGUCAUCACCUCUGACAAUCGUUACAUCUUGGUCUGUGGCUUCUGGGACAAGAGUUUCCGCGUUUACUCUACUGACUCAGGUAAACUGAUGCAAGUAGUGUUUGGCCACUGGGAUGUUGUGACCUGUCUGGCUCGUUCUGAGUCCUACAUCGGGGGGAAUUGUUACAUCCUCUCAGGAUCUCGGGAUGCAACCUUGCUGCUCUGGUACUGGAAUGGCAAAACCAACAUCAUCGGUGAUAACCCAAGAGGUGAUUUCGCAACUCCUCGAGCUGUUCUGACAGGACAUGACUAUGAGAUCACCUGUGCUGCCAUUUGUGCUGAGCUUGGCCUGGUAAUAAGUGGUUCAAAAGAAGGACCAUGUCUUAUACAUUCUAUGAAUGGAGAUCUACUGAGGACAUUAGAAGGUCGUGAAAGAUUACAAGGUCCCGAAAGCUGCCUGAGACCAAAACUUAUUCAAGCUUCCAGAGAAGGCCACUGUGUCAUAUAUUAUGAAAACGGCCUCUUCUGUGUGUUCAGUGUGAAUGGGAGACUGCAGGCCACUAUGGAAACAGAUGACAAGAUAAGGGCCAUUCAGCUGAGUCGGGAUGGACAGUAUCUGCUGACAGGUGGAGACAAUGGGGUUGUCAUGGUCUGGCAGGUGUGGGACCUCAAACGGCUCUUUGCUUACCCAGGGUGCGAUGCUGGAAUCCGAUCCAUGGCCCUGUCCUAUGACCAAAGGUGCAUAAUGACUGGAAUGGCGUCCGGGAGCAUCGUGGUUUUUUACAAUGAUUUCAAUCGCUGGCACCACGAGUACCAAACCAGGUACUGACCUUCCCAGAGGCUGGGACAAGCACUGACAGGAGCAGCUGUGGCCAGGAGGGAGCUGCACACAGCACUGCCUCCCUCGGGGUCGAGCCACCACACGGCUCCUUAUAAAUACUUCUAUUACAUCUGAAUGUAACUUAAAUUUGCUCAAAGAAGCAACCUAUUUUUUAAAGCUAAUUGCUAUUUUUGUAGACCUUGCUUGACUUUUUUGGGGAAGGGCAAAGAAGCAGAAAACCAGCUGCUGGGUUCUGUAGUUAAAAAAAAAAAUCUAUAUUUUUAGUGACAAUGAGAAAUCUAUUUUGAUCCCUGUAUGUAAACAAAACCUAAAGUAAAGAUGGUUAAAACUCACAUUCUAGCUAUAUUAUGAAGAAACAGAUGUUCCAUCUGAAGCUUUAUCUAUAACCUUGAGGAAUAUAUGAUUUUAACAUAAUGGAAAUUAAUUAUGGUAUUGGGGGAAUUUUAAUCUGUGCUAUCCAUACCACACUUUGUCUCGUACUUUUCCAAAUGACUGUACUACAUCAGCACUGAAGUUUCUGGGAAUCGAGGGGUAAUAUUUAAAUUAUGGUUAAGGUAAUUUAAACUUUGCAAAUCAUUUCCAUCGAUGUUACUCUUUAAGCAUGUUUCUAGGCCUAGACAAUUAGUUCUUUUUUAGUUGUAUGUUUCGUGCAGUUAUGAGAGAAAUCGGGAACGGAGCUUUUGUUACAUCAAGUGUGAAUCCUUUUUAGUUUCUACUUGGCAUCUCCUUCAAAGCACACCAAAAUGUGGAUUGUUCCUCCAAAUCAGAAAGCUCAUUUUGAAGGCUUCAAACCAGAAGCCCACAGAGGCAGGUGUUUUUUAGCAGGGGCAAGUUCCAAAGCACAUUUCUGCUGGUUGACUGUGAAAGCAGGGAGGCAGCAGGUGUUUGCUGGUGCACAGCCCCUAUGCAGCAGCAGGCCACUUUUUCUUUCUUUUUUCAUUAGAACAUGCCCCUGCGAUACUGUAGCACAUGCCAUAUUCCUUUUCUGCCUAUAACAACAAUGUCUUUUGUAUUUUGCUACCACCAAAUGCAGUUGGAUCCUGCCCAGUCAUAUUAAAUUACCUCUUUCUUUUAGGAAAUGAAAAAUAAUUUAUACUAUGGAACAAUAAGUUAUUUUGGUGUUGCACAAAUCUACUUUUCUACAAAAUUGCUGUGCAGAACUCUGUGAAAAUAUUUGUGAAAAGAACUGUUAUUGUUUUGUAAGUCUGUAUUGCAUAAAAAUCUUCUUUGUAUGUUGUGAUCUCUGAGUUGAAAUUUACAUUCCAUAUCUGUAUUGAUACAUACAUUUCUCUAGCUGCCUACUAGAGCAGUUCCUGGUUUUUCUAAGCAUUUAACUACUCUCUCUUUCAGUAAAGAUUUGGAAUGAGGAAAUUCAGUUUGAGUGAAUAAAUUAAAUAAAAUUACAUUUGUAAUUGAGACCUUCAGUGGAGUACUGGAUUCUUGUGAUUCAGGGUAUAUUCCUAACAGGGGAAAGGUUGCCAUGGCUGAUGUAUUUCAUGUACUUUUGGUGUGCAUGAAAUGGUAUUUUCUGUGCUUUCUGCAUUUUCAUACCGAGGUGGUUGUGGUGUAUUAGUAGUUGCAUUUUCAUGUUUUAUGUAGCACAAGGAUGAUGGGAUUAAGCAAAGUCUGUAGUGGGUCAUGUCUGUGGGAAGUGCCUGCUGUACUGGGCUCUGUAUACUGAACAUUUGUUAUGCAAAACUUGUAUUUCACAUUUCCAGAAGUUCAACAAUAUUCACGGCCUUGUACUAGCAGAGUUUGAGGGGAAAUUGGAAUGGUCUUGAACUUAAAUUUGCAUUUGCCUCAAGCCAGGGGUGGGUUUCCUAGACUGGGUGGAGGGAAAACAA